AUGUCGCCGCGCCGCCAAAGAUGAGGUCAACAUUACUCAUGCCUUCUUCAACAGCGCUAGCGAGAGUGGAAGAGGUAGUGCAGUAUGGAAAGGAAACUCGUGCCAUCAUCGCCUUCGCAGAACUGGCUUGUGGCUGUGCAGUGGCUGACCGCACGUACGAAGUAGAGGAGUCGAUCAAGGGCUACAAAACGCAGAGUAGUGACGGGAAGAAGCACCAGUUGAAGACUACUGGCUACUAUUUGCACUGGCACUUGAUCUAUCUGGGAGAGUGAGAGUUUGUGCUAUCGAUAGCUCAUCAAGACACACCGAUGGUGGCACUGCACUAGAUUGGACCAUCCCUCCUUCACCUAAAUCCUAACAGAGGUCAGUAUCGCCAGCGGACACCUUCAAAAAGGCUUCAUCAGAUUUUGCAGUUAGCCCUGCACCGACUAGCAUCCACUCGGAAUCAGCUGAUACAUGGAUCAUUUGGACGAAUCGCCAGCAGCAAUGGAUCAGCAGUUGACGAAACUACUUCACCAGCACAGACGAGAUCUGAUGUUUGAACUGCGUCGCCUGUCACACAAGGAGAAGGUGGUCACACAACACCAGGAGCACUUUCAAACUCUCCUGGACGCAGUCGUACAGCAACACGUUCAGAGACUGUACUCCGCCGACUGCCCGGACGAAGACGAUGACUACGAAGAAGAAGAAGACAUAAAGAAACCCGAAGCUCUGGCUGAGCCUGAGGGAGAGCAAUCGGUUGCUACGGCAACCGAGGAAGAGCAACCUGUUGCUACGGAAACCGAGGAAGACGCUGAAAUGCCAGUUGCCGUAGAAGCUGAGGCUGUUGAAGCACCACGGGAUCCAGUGGACAACCGCCCGCCUGAAAUCCGUAAUGAGAUGCAGCACUUGGUAGCACAGCGGCCAGUGACACACCUCCUUCGAGGAGAGUUCCGUUCACUACUGGAGCGGGCGGUCAGCGACAGUACAGAUCGCCUAAUACGCCUGCAACGUCCGCGUGCCACUCCACGACGGCCUGUUGACUCGAGUACAACUGAAAGCGGCUCGGCGCACAGGGACCAGGAGGUGUCACGACAUCGUGCCCAUGGCACUGGGCAUGCCAGACACGGUGGCAAUGCUGGCACUGGAACCAGGGUACGCCAGGGCAUCCGUACCAUCGAGCCGCAGGAGGUCAAUCUCUUGAACCAAAUGGAGCGGAUACAGCAGGAGGAAAUUGUCCUGGAGGUCGAAGAGAUCAUGCACCAUCAGGUUGUCUCUGCUAUUCUGGCCAGCGAAUUCCGCAGUGCUCUCGAGCAACACAUGGAGGACCGACUGCAGAGGGCUGGCGGAAGUGGCGAGCAAGUGGAGCAGUUUGUGCGAGGCCUGGCACAUCGACGGCCAAGAGACCACCGUGCGGCGCAUACACGACACGGUGCAUCGUCUCUGGACGGCGCCGAAGUAACCGGCCUUAAGGCGGACGUGCGGGCAUUGACGCGGACCGUUGCGGAGCUGGAGCGCCUAGUCAAGCUCAGCUUUGAUCUGCACCUGGACAAUCAGCGGGUACUGCGGCAGGAAAUGGCAGCUGUGUCUCAUGCUGUCAACGCCCAGCAGCACCAAGGAAUAGCGUCCGUAGGCACGGCAGGCCCUAUGCAAGGUGGCACGUGCGUAGUGUGCCAUACCUGUCCCAGUGAUGCAACAUUCUACAGCUGUGGUCACAUGUGCACGUGCUGCCAGUGCGCACACGAUCUGCACGCGCGGCCGAAUCCCGUGUGCCCAAUCUGCAGAGCGCCAGUCAAGGAUAUCAUCCGCGUCUUCCAUGUGUAGUGGGUGGGCUCUGUCUGUGUAAUUGAUCCAGGUGUAUAUGCGUGUUGAAUUUGUCACCGUCUAAUGCCGCAUGAUGCAUUGCCAUUAUCCAUCUCAGUACAAUGAGAUUCAUUGACUUCGCAUUAGCAAAGUGUCCCGUUGACUGAAAACGUUCCCUGUUUCACAUUAAAUACAGAUACUCAUCAUGGUGUUUGCGCUGCCUUUUUCAACGUCAACAUAAUCAUGAGGCGUUUUGUAUCAAGAUUGUUUGUCGAUGCAACUUGUUUUUAUUUUCAUACGUACCUGCACUUGAAGAUCGUCACUACACAGACUCUACUAGGUUGAAUUCAUGUUAGAGGUGGUCACAUACCCACCGUCGGAAUUCAGAGAGAUGUCAAAAGUGACUGGGGAUUUCCCCUGAGCUUACAUCGCGCCGUUUCUGAUUAUGAAUGCCAUCACCGGCACAGCUUCAAGUGCUUGAUUUUUAUAUCGCCACAUUUUUAAUUCUUACUUCACCAUUUGCUCGGUGUCAUCUGUACUAAUGAUCAUGAUUGAAGCGUACACAAUCGCCCUCCAAAGAGUGUGCAACUCGAA
Messenger RNA from Sycon ciliatum, 2376 nucleotides. RefSeq lists its product as uncharacterized. Lineage: Eukaryota; Metazoa; Porifera; Calcarea; Leucosolenida; Sycettidae. The record is from RefSeq and is a predicted model, not a curated record. Bases 457 to 1803 code for a protein of 448 amino acids. The transcript is spliced from 6 exons.